GCUACUGCACAUACAAGCCUAUAAAUAUCCCAGUCCCAGCAACAAGUAAUUGAAACACAUGAUACCAUCAACCAUGAACUUCACCUCAUGCAUAUACCUUCUACUCAUAAUCCUAACCACAAAUCACUUCAUUCUUUCACACUCAGAAAACUGCAACCCAGAUGACAAAAGAACCCUACUCCAAAUAAAGAAAGAAUUUGGCAACCCUAGCCAACUCUCUUCAUGGGAUCCAACCAUCGACUGCUGUAACAGUACAUGGCUAGGUGUAGAUUGUGACAACUUCAACCGAACCUACCGUAUCACCGGUCUUGAUCUCGAAAACAUCAACCUCCCUAAACCUGUCCCAAUUCCACCUUCCAUAUUCAAUCUCCCUUCCCUAAACGUCCUCUAUCUGGCCUACAUGCCCAACCUUGUUGGCCCUAUCCCUCCUUCCAUCUCCAAACUCUCCAAACUCAAUUAUAUCUACAUCAUCCAAACCAACAUCUCCGGGGAGAUACCUUACACUCUCUCACAGAUCAAAACACUAGUAACCAUCUCCUUCAAUAGCAACAAACUCACCGGUCCCCUCCCCGCUUCACUCUCAACUAUCCCAACCCUCGCUGGAAUCGCAUUCAACGAUAACCAACUCACCGGCACAAUACCAGAAUCUUACGGCUCAUUUCCGCCUCUCUUUACCGGGUUGCUUCUCUCGCGAAACCGACUCUCCGGGAAGAUUCCGGCUUCCCUCCGGAAACUGAACCUUGCUGAUGUGGACUUGUCACAUAACGCGUUUGAGGGUGAUGCGUCCAUGUUUUUUAAGUCAAAUAUACUCACUUAUACGAUAACAUUGGGGAGUAAUUCGUUUGCUUUUGAUAUUUCGAAAGUUGGGUUAUCGAAGGAUUUGAAUAAGUUGGAUAUAAGGCACAAUAAAAUAUAUGGUAAGCUACCAGAGAGACUCUCGGAGCUCAGGUAUCUGCAUAAGUUGAACGUGAGCGAUAAUAAUUUGUGUGGUCAGAUUCCAAUGAACACAAGGUUUGAUGCGAGUUGUUAUGUUCUUAAUAAGUGCUUGUGUGGUUCUCCUCUUCCUGCUUGCAAGACUUGAUUUGAAUUAAUGGAUCCCACAAAACUAUAUCUAUAUAUACGAGUUUUGAAUAAAGAAGAUGGUGGUGGACCUUCGUUUAAAUUAUAGUAAUCCAUAAGAAGAGGUGUAUUUUUUUUUUUUUGGUUCCAAGAAAUUUAGGAUGAGGGAAUGGUGCCCCAGUCCAAGGUAGGGAAGAUCUUCAGGCUCAAAGAGUACUUAUCUUGAUAUAUUAAAAAAUGAGAUUAAUUUUGAUAAAAUGUAAUUAAGUUUUACCAGCAGGUAUGUGUGACUGGAAAUAAUGGUCAAGUUAUUUUCAAUAAUAUGAUGAUUAUGAUCUAUGAUUGAUUGACUGAAUUUGGCAAAGGGAGUUAUGUAUCUUAA
This is a messenger RNA of Medicago truncatula (barrel medic), 1441 nucleotides long. Its product is annotated as polygalacturonase inhibitor 2. Gene Ontology annotation, molecular function: protein binding. The record is from RefSeq and is a predicted model, not a curated record. NCBI's taxonomy places the organism in Eukaryota, Viridiplantae, Streptophyta, Magnoliopsida, Fabales, Fabaceae. The coding region runs from base 59 to 1081 and encodes 340 amino acids. The transcript has a single exon.